This is a messenger RNA of Pipistrellus nathusii (Nathusius's pipistrelle), 1245 nucleotides long. Lineage: Eukaryota; Metazoa; Chordata; Mammalia; Chiroptera; Vespertilionidae. The record is from the annotation of a GenBank genome assembly.
AUGGAGCGGAUCCCCAGCGCGCAGCCGCCCCCCUCCUGCCUGCCCAAGGCGCCCGGACUGGAGCCCGGGGACCUGCCGGGGAUGGAUUUCGCCCAGAUGUACCAGGUGUACAAGUCCCGGCGGGGAAUAAAGCGGAGCGAGGACAGCAAGGAGACCUACAAACUGCCGCACCGGCUCAUCGAGAAGAAGAGACGCGACCGGAUUAACGAGUGCAUCGCCCAGCUGAAGGACCUGCUGCCCGAGCACCUCAAACUUACAACGCUGGGCCACCUGGAGAAGGCGGUGGUGCUGGAGCUCACCCUGAAGCACGUGAAGGCCCUGACGAGCCUGAUUGACCAGCAGCAGCAGAAGAUCCUGGCCCUGCAGAGCGGGCUGCAAGCCGGCGAGCUGCCCGGCAGAGGCGCCGAGGCCGGCCAGGAGCUGUUCUGCUCGGGCUUCCAGACGUGCGCGCGGGAGGUGCUGCAGUUCCUGGCCCGACAUGAGCACGCCCGGGACCUCAAGUCCGCUCAGCUGGUGGCCCACCUGCACCGCGUGGUCUCCGAGCUGCUGCAGGCCGGCGCCCCCCGCAAGGCGGCCGACCCCGCCGCGGUGCCCGCGGACCUCAAGGAGCAGCCCGGCGCCCCGGCCGGGGGCUCCGAGGGCCCCGGCAAGAACUGCGUGCCCGUCAUCCAGCGGACGUUCGCCCCGUCGGGCGGGGAGCAGAGCGGCAGCGACACCGACACCGACAGCGGCUACGGCGGCGAGUCCGAGAAGGGCGAGGCGCGAGGGGAGCGGCCGUACCUCAAAGGCGACCGUGGACGCGGCAGGCUGGCCGCGGGGGAGCGGGUCGGCGCCAUCAAGCAGGAGUCCGAGGAGCCCCCCGCGAAGAAGGGCCGGCUGCAGCUCUCGGACGACGAAGGCCCCUUCCCCGGCGGCGACCUGCUGGGCUCCCCGUUCCUGGGGGGCCCGCACCCGCACCAGCCCCCCCUGUGCCUGCCCUUCUACCUGAUCCCGCCCUCGGCCACCGCCUACCUGCCCAUGCUGGAGAAGUGCUGGUACCCCACGUCCGUGCCCCUGCUCUACCCCGGCCUCAGCGCCUCCGCCGCCACCCUCUCCAGCUUCGUGAACCCGGACAAGCUCGCGGGCCCCUUGCUCCUGCCCCAGAGACUCCCUUCCCCCCUGCCGCCCCACCCGGCCCUCGACUCGUCCGCCCUGCUCCAGGCCCUGAAGCAGAUCCCCCCUUUGCACCUGGAAACCAAAGACUGA